AGUAAAUCCGCAUGUGCUUUGUGCAUGUAUGUUAGUGAAUGCGUGUGUGUGUGUGUGGGUGCGUGUGGUUCUCUUUAUGUGUGUGCCCUGGUUUGUGCAAAUGUGAACGAACAAAAAUAUGUGGAUGAGUGCAUUUGUAUAUAUGUGCAUGUUCAUAUAAGUGCAUGUGUAUAA
Molecule: messenger RNA, 174 nt
Organism: Helobdella robusta
Lineage: Eukaryota; Metazoa; Annelida; Clitellata; Rhynchobdellida; Glossiphoniidae
Exons: 1
Source: RefSeq, a predicted model, not a curated record